ACUUGACCCUCUCUAUUUCUCACGACAGCUAAACAUAUCACGUUUGCAAUGGAUCUGACAUAACCGCGAAAGAACAGACUUCCAGACGAAUUUACUUCCUUCAUUCCGAAUGAACGGAUUUAUUUCCUUCUGAAUGAACGAACUUCCUUCCGAACAAACGAACUUCUGAAUGAACUUCCAUCCAGAUGAACUACCUUCCUUCCUUCCAGGCGAACUUCCUUCCAAACGAUUGAACGAACGAACAAACUAACUACCUUCCUUCCGAAUGAAUGAACAAACUUUGUUCCUUCCUUCCGAAUGAAUGAACAAACUUUGUUCCUUCCUUCCGAAUGAACGAACAAACUUUGUUCCUUCCGAAUGAACGAACUUCCUUCCGAAUGAACGAACAAACUUCCUUCUGAACGAACAAACAAACUUCGGAACGAGCGAACAAACUAACUUCCGAACUAACGAACUAACUUCCUUCCUCCCUUCGUUCCCAACAAAUUUCCAUCCGAAUGAAUGAACUGAUCAGGGAGUCUGCCAUUUCUGCAGCUAUCCCAAUCACAAAAUUGUUCCAGUGUACUAAAAUAUUUGCUCCCUAAAAAUUCCCAAAUUGCACCGUAAAAACUAGGGUAUGUCGUCAGAUCUUCUGAAGUCUCAAGUCGUUACUGAACGAGCGCCAGUAGCUGAUGGAGAUGAUGGAGCCAUCAGACUGUCUGGGAGAACAGACCCCUGCCUCUGACCCCACCAAAAGUUCAGAGGUCAUCAUGUUUCCAGAAGGGUCAACCAAUGUCAGCGAUGGGGGUGAGGUCACAUUAAAGGGACAAGAGGAAGACACUGAGCCAGACAGUCUUGAGCUGUACGGUACUCUUUCCGACAGUGUGGUUAAAGAAGGCCUGAGUUCUGACACAUACAUGGAGGUCCAACAAGCUGCAAGCGGAGAAGAUACACCCGGUGAUGGGAACACUAGCUGUGACAGUGGAACAGCCUCCAUUGGUGAUGUCAGGACUCCAGCAGCUCCCCUCGAUAAUGCUGCAGGGUCAUUGCCUGCUGUCCUUGAUGGAGAACUCGAAUGUUCUAGCCUCGAGGAGCCAGCAGCACGACUAGAUCCGGUACCAGAAGGUGGGACUCAGAAUGUGGUGGAGGAAUCCUCAACUUCUGUUCUCAACGGGAAAGAUGAACUUACUCCCACUGGUUUGGAUACAGUUAUGGAUAAUUCAGUAGUCGAGAGUCACACAUUAGAGGGGCCAACAGAACUUCAAGUCCCAGUUAAUGAGACUCCUUUGGCUCCUAAUCAAGAUACUCCAUCUCCUCAGGACGAUGAACCCCCUGUUUUUGCCAAUAAGCUCUCCGAAAAUUCAGUACCCCUUAACUCAGACUCCAAUGCAAAUAUAAACCCAUACGACACAGACUGCAGCAGAAAGCUGAUGUCUGAGAUCCAGCGCUCUUUGUCUCAGGAGUCUCUCCUGGAUGAACUGGAGGACGAACUGUUGAACACUCAGUCAGUGGGUGUCCGAAAGGAAGGCCUACCCAACGGACUACCUAAGGACCAGAACUCCCUAGUUGUAUUCGAGAAGUGUGUCCAAUUCAAGUACUUCCAACAGGAGAAAGCCAUCAAGAGGUUACUUGAUGAAAAUAAGAAGCAUCAGGAGCUGAUUCUGGGUAUCUGCUCUGAAAAAGACAACAUGAGAGAAGAGCUGAAGAAGAGGAUGGAGAUGGAGAAACAGCAUAUUUGUAUCAUUAAGAAGUUUGAGAGCCGGGUGGAGGAACUUCUGAAAGAACUGAAUGACUCCAGAGACAGACUGGUUCACCAAGACCAGGCUGCCAAGAAUGCCAUCCAGCAGAUGCAGAGGGAGAUGGCCUAUCGACUGGAACAGGCUAAUAAGAAAUAUGAGGAGGCACGCCAGGAGAAGGAGACGAUGGUAAUGAAGUAUGUUCGUGGAGAGAAGGAGGCACUGGACCUGCGCAGGGAGAAGGAACAGCUAGAGAAGAAGCUACGAGAGGCCAUAGCUGAAGUUGACAAACAGGCCCGACGGGGAAACUCACUGGCCCAGGAGAAAGGACGCCUGCAACAGCUAUAUGACUUUAAGGAGCAUGAUGUGACGAGAGUGUCUCGCGAGCUGGAGAAAGUCAAGGAAGAAAUCAAUUCUCAUGUCAUCAAAGUAAAGUGGGCUCAGAACAAACUUAAGAGCGAAACAGAUGCUCACAAGGAAACAAAAGACAAACUGAGAGAGACAACCGCCAAGCUGACUCAAGCAAAGGAAGAAACGGAGCAGAUCCGCAAAAACUGCCAGGACAUGAUUCGCACAUACCAGGAAUCUGAAGAGAUAAAAUCAAAUGAAUUGGACGCAAAGCUGCGAGAGACCAGAGGAGAGUUGGAGAAGCAAAAACAGGAGCAGACAGACCAGCUAGAGAUGCACAAAGCUAAGAUUAAGGAGUUGGAGGAUCUGAAGAGGACUUUUAAAGAAGGCAUGGACGAACUAACCACUCUGCGAACCAAGGUUAAGUGUUUGGAGGACGAAAGACCACGUUGGGAAGAUGAACUCUGCAAAUACAGAGAAAUCAUUAAUAGACAGAAGACUGAGAUCCAGAACCAGAGAGAAAAACUCACAGCCAUCACUAGACUAGAGGAGCAGCAUCAGAGGGAUGUGCAGGAGAUUGCGUCCUUGCGGGAGGAGGUAGAGAAUCUGAACUCUCAGAUCACUGACCUGCAGUUGGACAUUGAGGGCAGCAGGACGAGAGAGGCAGAGCUUCUGGGCUUCACAGAGAAACUGACCACUAAAAAUGCUCAGCUGCAGUCAGAGAGCAACAGCCUCCAGGCCCAGCUGGACAGAUUGAACAGCAGCUCUAGAGAACUUGGCAGCAAUCUAGAGGAGACUGAGAGAUCCCUCACUGAGAUGACGGACAGGUUGAAGAAAGAAGAGCAGCAGAGACAGGAGGAGGUGCAAGCGCUGCAAACAGAGAGAAUGAGUCUGCAGACCGAAAUGUCACAGCUGAAGAUGCGUGUGGAGGAACUGCAAGAUGAACUGGUGACGCAGAAGAGAAAACAGGCGGCCAACAUCAAAGACCUCACCAAGCAGCUCAUACAGGCUCGUAAGAAGCUGGAGCAGGUGGAAAAUGGAGGAUGUGAUCGAGAGAGCAGCAGUAUGGGCAGCCGCUCCAGUUCCUCAGGCUCUCUAAAUGCACGGGGCAACAGUAUGGAUGAUCGAUCUCCAGAGAAUCAGUCUGGUUCUUCGGUUGUGGUGGUGGACAGCUUCCCUGAGGUGGACAAGGCUGUGCUGGUAGAACGUAUUGUACGGCUGCAGAAAGCUCACGCUCGCAAGAACGAGAAGAUUGAGUUCAUGGAAGACCACAUCAAACAGUUGGUGGAGGAGAUCAGGAAAAAGACCAAAAUCAUCCAGAGUUUCGUGCUCCGAGAAGAGACUGGAGCUCUGUCUUCUGAAGCCUCUGACUUUAACAAAGCCCAUCUUAGCCGGAGGGGGGGCAUCAUGGCUUCGCUUUACACCUCCCACCCUGCCGACAGCGGCCUUUCCCUCGAAUUAUCGCUGGAAAUCAACCGCAAACUUCAGGCUGUGCUGGAGGACACACUGCUCAAGAACAUCACACUAAAGGAGAAUCUCCAGACACUGGGUUCAGAGAUCGAACGACUAAUCAAACAGCAACGAGUUCCAGAUGAUACAACCAGGAGGAAGUGAUGUCAUUUGAAGAGUAUUGGCGUAAAUAACACGUGCUGAAGCAUUGAGCCAGUUCUGAUGUCAUUGAAGGAAGCACCUUUUUGAACUGGAUUAAACUGAGCCAGACAUACAAACACUUACACAGAACUUGUAUGACAAAUGAAUAGAAUGGAAAGAGAUUACCAAGAGCCUUUCUUGCAACUCUUACAAUGUGCCCAAUGUCCAGCCGCUGGCGUUUGCCCCUCUCUCUUCAGUGCUGGUUUCUCCUUCACUUCCACUCUAGGAACUCUGUGCAAGUUCACAACAGUCCUCAAUCCAACUACUUACAUGUGUAUGAAGUUGGGUAGAUGAAUGAAGAUAAAUGUGACCCCAUGCUCCAUUUAAAGAACAAAAUGUGCCGGACUAAUGGAGUCCUGCCAUAGUGAGCGGAUUCUGCAGCUCUUCAGAAGCUUUCAGAGGACAAAUGCAGCUUUUCCUCUAUUCACUGCAGCACAGGUUAAUGGCCAUUGCUUGCUGCUCUCCCUCAUCCAGAUGUGCCAAUUAAUUAAUGUAUUAUGUAAUGAGAAGGAUCCUAGUGUGUAAUCCCAAAUUCUCUGACCCAAGAAUGUGGGCACCAUUCCAUGUUUGCACCGCUGCUAGGUUACCGCUACACCCGGAUAAUGCUAUCUCUACACUGGCCUUGCAAAGCACUUAAGCAAGAGGGGGCCAUGCCUAAAAAUACAACUCCUGCUCUGUCCCAUAUUUAGUGUCUCAAUAUGAAGUUUAUGAAAGACAUUAUUCGGAAUGAAUAACUACAUUUUAGAAAUGUUGAUACAUCUUAAUGGAGCUUGUGAUUUUUAUUUUUAUUUUUUUUAUUACAAAAUUUCUUCUAUCUAGAUUAAGUUGUAAGAGAAUGUUAUUGUUAGUUGUUCCCCCAUCCUCCUGUGCUUUUUCCCUUUCUGCCUCUGCUUAUUUAUUUUCUGUAGAAACAAGUUUGUACAAUUUUUUUUUUUAUUUUAUUAAUGUUUUUCUUGCGUAUGAAGUUUUGAUGCUGCUUUUGAAGAGGCUGUUGCUCAUUUACUUGCUUCCCAAAAAAGAUGAGUGUAACAACCCAGUGAAAUGAAAAAGAUGUUGUAAAUGCAAAGGGCAAAAGUGCAAUUUUAAGCGCCCCCCCCCGUGUUUGUCUGGAAAAAUCACUGAGCUGUAUUUACCUCGACCACGGCCCCUUCUUUGAGUCCAGCAAAUAUUCCCUGGGAACAUCCAAUUCUGUGAUGAUGUAACCAUACGGUACACAAAAUCGUGCAGAGCUGAAUCCAUUCAAACCAAUGAAUUGUGACUGCCUGAGGCAUCACUGGCCUGGUUAUCCCUCCGUUCCUCUCUACAGGGGUUACACGAUGAAGGAUCGCCUCAUUGGAUGCUGCUGAUGGAUUUUUCACGCUCACCUUAGACUUUAACAAGCUUGUGGAGGGCAGCAGUGCGAAUGAUUGGCAUAUCUCAGACCAUUUUAUUGGCAUUCUGGGUCAUCUGGGUCCACCCCCCCCACCCCCUGAGCUGCUAUUGAAAGAGAAGUCAUGCCCCCAUACACUGUGAUAAAGGGUUUAUAGUAACGUGACAUGCUGCAACAUAAGCUUGUCAAGGUUAUAUCAGCUGUUCCAACACUCGGAGUCUGUGCUGUAGCUCUCAGCACUCCCAAAUGCAGUGCAGAAAUUCUGAAAUGAUGAAUCAAGGAAAUUAUGCAAUGUUUGCAGAAAAAAAUAGGCAUUUACACAGAGCGCUUGAUAUCGAAAUGAAGAAGACUCUCAAUGUACUUUACAUUCAUAAUUUAUUUAUUGUCAUAACUAUGUAUGUUUGUGAAAGAUGAAUUGAAGAAGAAAAAAGAUAAUGUUGA
Molecule: messenger RNA, 5523 nt
Organism: Myxocyprinus asiaticus (Chinese sucker)
Lineage: Eukaryota; Metazoa; Chordata; Actinopteri; Cypriniformes; Catostomidae
Product: coiled-coil domain-containing protein 186-like
Exons: 17
Coding region: 672-3677 (1001 amino acids)
Biological process (GO): vesicle cytoskeletal trafficking
Cellular component (GO): trans-Golgi network
Molecular function (GO): small GTPase binding
Source: RefSeq, a predicted model, not a curated record